Messenger RNA from Patella vulgata (common limpet), 6299 nucleotides. RefSeq names its product oxysterol-binding protein 1. NCBI's taxonomy places the organism in Eukaryota, Metazoa, Mollusca, Gastropoda, Patellidae. Gene Ontology annotation, cellular component: intracellular membrane-bounded organelle; cytosol; membrane. The transcript is spliced from 13 exons. The coding region runs from base 126 to 2426 and encodes 766 amino acids. Gene Ontology annotation, molecular function: sterol binding. The record is from RefSeq and is a predicted model, not a curated record.
ACGUGCGUGACGUGGACAUCGGCCAUUUUCGACGAAAUUUGUUUUGAUGUUUACAAAUGAAGUUCUUUUAACAACUGUCAAGCCCCACUAUAUCCACGGUUAACGGUAAAAUUGGUAAGAAAAAGAUGUCUGAAACCAAGCUACGAAUGUCCCAUUACAAGGGAUUUCUUUACAAAUGGACUAACUACCUGAAAGGUUAUCAGAAAAGAUGGUUUGUACUUCAGAACGGCUUGUUAUCCUAUUACAGGAAUCAAGCAGAAAUGGCACACACAUGUAGGGGCACGAUAAACCUUGCUAAUGCAUUUAUACAUGCAGAAGAUUCAUGUACUUUCGUUAUUUCAAAUGGAGGAGCACAGAGUUUCUAUUUAAAAGCCACAUCUGAGGUAGAACGACAGAAAUGGUUGACAGCAUUAGAACUUGCCAAAUCAGAAGCUAUUCGUAUUCAGGAAGUUGAAAGUGAUGAAGAGGAGCCACAACCUGAUAAAAAUGAACUACAAUUUACACUACGAUCACUGAACAGCAAACUAGAAGAUCUCAACACGUGUAACGAUCUAAUCGCUAAACACGGAGCUGCUUUACAAAAAACAUUAUCAGAACUUGAACAGUUAGAUUCACACUCUGAAUCUCAUAGCAAGGUCAAGGCUGUCAAUGAGCGAGCAACACUCUUCCGUAUAACUUCAAAUGCAAUGAUAAAUGCAUGUUCUGAGUUCUAUGAAUUAGCAGAAGUGAAUGGUCGUAGAUGGCAGAAGAUGUUACAACAUGAACACGACCAGAGAUUGAAAUUGGAGGAAAUGGUAGAACAGCUGGCUAAAGAUCAGGCCUCGUUAGAAAAUAAAGCUAGGAAAUCUUUUCACCAACCAACACAAAAUCCAGGGUCAAACCCAUCAGAUGAUGAAGAUUUUUUUGAUGCUUUGGAUCACCAAGUGGAGGAUGAAUUUAAAGUUGCAUUACCGCCAAAACCAGAAAAAUUACACAGAAGAACUGACAGUGAUUUUAGUAUGGAGAGUUAUAACACAAAUGAUGUCUCGAGUGAAUCCGAAUCCGAAAAUACCAUAUCAGAAGCCAGAGUCUUCACUGCCAAAACAGAUUCACCCCAAAAAACUCAGAAAGAAAUUCUUAAGUCAGAACACAAGCGAACAUCUAGCCAAGAUAAGCUCAAAGUUCGUCAGUUGACAUCUGUUGAUUCAUUAAAUACCGGCGGUGAAAUGGUAUCACCGAAACGUGUUCGUCGAACUAGAAUACCUGAGAGGCCAAAUUAUAGUCUUAACUUAUGGAGCAUUAUGAAGAACUGUAUAGGAAAAGAGCUGUCCAAAAUACCUAUGCCGGUGAAUUUCAGCGAGCCUUUAUCAAUGUUGCAACGAAUCACUGAAGAAUUUGAAUAUGCAGAUUGUCUUGAGAAAGCAGUCAAAUGUGACGACUCAGCUGAACAAAUGGCCUGGGUUGCUGCCUUUACUAUUUCCGCAUUUUCCACUACCUUGUUACGAACAGGGAAACCCUUUAAUCCUCUCCUUGGAGAAACGUAUGAAUGUGAUAGAUUAGAUGAUUUAGGCUGGAGGAAUAUAGCUGAGCAGGUCUCACAUCAUCCUCCAGCAUUAGCAAUGCAUACAGAAGGACGUGGAUGGACAUGCUGGCAAGAGUUCACCAUGACCAGUAAAUUCCGUGGAAAAUAUUUACAGAUUAUUCCCCUUGGUAUAGCCCAUUUAAUCUUUCAUAAAACUGGUAAUCAUUAUACCUGGCGUAAAGUUACAACAACGGUACAUAAUAUAAUAGUUGGUAAACUAUGGGUAGAUAAUCACGGUGAAAUGGAUAUUACUAAUCAUAAAAAUGGUGAUAAAUGUCAUCUGAAAUACUCUGCCUACAGCUACUUCUCUAGAGAAACACCAAGGAAGGUAACAGGUGUUAUAACAGACAGUACCAAUAAACCAAAGUGGGUAUUAACAGGAACUUGGGAUUGUCAGAUGGAAGGAGCACAGAUAUUACAUGUAGAGGAAUCUAAUAAAGGAAAGCCAGUCUUCGAAACAGGACCGCAUAAAGUUUUGUGGAAAUGUCGACCUCUUCCACCAGGUUCAGAGAAAUAUUAUAAUUUUACCCAACUUGCUGUUCAGUUAAAUGAACCAGAAGAUGGUGUAGCUCCCACAGAUUCACGUCUUAGGCCUGAUCAAAGGUUGAUGGAGGAUGGAAAGUGGGAUGAAUCUAAUAAUAGUAAGUUACUACUGGAAGAAAAACAGAGAGCAUCUCGACGAAAACGGGAAGCGGAAGCAGAAAAGGCUGCAGCAGAAGGCCGAGAUUUUCCACCUUACACAGCUACAUGGUUCAAGAAGGACAAAGAUCCAAUCACUGGAAAUCAGAUACAUCAGUUUACUGGUAAAUAUUGGAACUGUAAGAGUCGACAAGAUUGGUCGAGCUGUCCAGAUAUCUUUUUGUGAUAAAAUGUGAUUAGUGUAUAUAGUGUGACAUAAUAAAAUAAGCAAUUUAAGAGGAGAUGUACCAUGACAAGUAGGAGAAUAUAAAAUGCUAUUGUGAAUAUAGGUGCUAUAAUAAUUCAUUGUGAAUGGUUAAAAGAGGAUUGACUGAUUCUUUCAAAAUGAUCCAUAGAAGCUUAAUAGACAUUGACAGGCCAGUUAGUGGAAAGGAAUCAUGGAGACAUUAGCUGUGUAUGUGAAUAGAUGAAAAUAUAUGGGUCAGAUAGCUAAAGUGUUUUAUUUGUGAUUUGAGUAUAAAGUUCUACAUAGUGUCUAAAAAAAGAAAAUUGACCAUCAGAACUUUGUCUCUUGGACAUGCUUCCUUAUUUUCUGGGAUACUCAUGUAAUCCUGUGUAUGUAGCAGGAUAGGUUUAACAUUAUCUAUGCUGUGAAAUAACGUGAUUUAGUUAUCAGUGUUGGGAAAUAAUGUGUGAUUUAGUUUCAGAAUAGUUAGAUUUUUCUGUCUUAUAAUUAUUUAUAUUAUAUUAAGUGAUUUUUUUGAUAGAUUUAUUUUUUGUGUUAAGAUUUUCUUUGUUUUAACACUCUAUUAUUGUAUCAUGCAAAUACAGUUGCUGUUAUAUUAAGAAUAAUCCCUUUUUAAUUGUAGUAGUGGUAGAAUUUAUUUUUAUUCCUUGAUGAAUUGAAAUGAAUGAAAAUGAAUCUUGAAAAAAAAAAAAAUCUGAAUUUUGAUAAUAUUCUCCAUCUCCAUUUAUUGUGUUUGUAUUUCUUUUUUGUAAAUUAGCCUUCCAACUUGGCUACAAUACAUUGCAAUAGUACCUGUGUGACCAACUUUUCAUAAUGUCCUACACUCUUGGUGAAGAAAUGGAACAAAAUUAUGCAGACCAAAAAACAAUUUAAAAAUAUUUUAAUUUCUUCACCGGAUGAUUGUGAUUAGAUUCCCGCAUGAAGUGUUUUUACCACUAGUCUUGGAGUAUAAUAUUAUUUGAUUGUUGCAUAUUACUGGGUUAGAAUAUGUUUUAUUAAAUAUAUAAAUAAGGCUUGCGGCAUGUGUAAUAAAUAAUUAUAGUACAUGUAUAUAUGUGGAAACUGGGGUCUUAUUUAUGAAAACUAUUUUAAAAUCAGUCAUGUGAAGCUAAAAUAAUGAAAUUUUGAAUGAAUACCUUGAUAAAUACGUAGCUUCAGUGCAGCUAAGUUCAUGAAUUAUUGGUAAUCAUAGUAUAUAAUCUAAACAGUAAAAUAGUGCCGAUAGCAGAGCACUGUAAUCAGUGCUAAUGGGAAGUAGUCUGGAUUGUUAUCCGUGAUAUUACCAUGGAAUAGUCUGGAUUGUAAUCAAUGUACUUCUGGAAUAGUCUGGAUUGCAAUCAUUGAUACUAUCAUGAAAUAGUCUGGAUUGUGGUCAGUGACACUAUCAUGAAAUAAUCUGGUUUGUUAUCAGUCCUAAUAACAUGAAAUAGUUUGGAUUGUAAUCAGUGUUAAUAUCACAGAGAUAGGCUGAAUUGUGCACUAUUAUGAAAUAGUCUGGAAUUAUAACCAAUGCUAAUAUCAUGAAGCCAACUUAGUUGUAAUCAACCGGAAAUAGUCUGGAUUGUAACCAGUGUUAAUAACAUGAAAUAGUCUGGAUUGUAACCAGUGCUAAUAACAUGGAAUAGUCUGGAUUGUAACCAGUGCUAAUAACAUGGAAUAGUCUGGAUUGUAACAAAUGCUAAUAAUAAUGAAAUAGUCUGGAUUGUAACUGGGGCUAAUAAAGUGGAAUAGUCUGGAAUGUAACCAGUGCUAAUAUCAUGGAGCAAUCUUGGUAGUAAUCAAUGCUAAUAACAGGGAACAGUCUGGAUUGUAACCAGUGCUAAUAACAUGAAAUAGUCUGGAUUGUAACCAGCGCUAUAUUAUGAACUUUAGUCAUUCAGUAAAUUGCAAUUUAGGCUGUAAUAACAAAUCAUGCUAUUGUUUGGAUUUGAAUCAUGUAAUAGUCUGGGUUGUAACCUGCGCUAUAUUAUGAACUUUAGUCAUUCAGUAAAUUGCAAUUUAGUCUGUAAUAACAAAUCAUGCUAUUGUUUGGAUUUAAAUCAUGGUGAUCGAGUCUGCAUAACAUUAAUUAAUACCAUGAAAUAGUUUGGAUAAUAUUAAACAAUAAAAUCAUAAAUUAUUUUCGAUAAAAUCAUGGUACUGUAGGAAGAUGAUGUUAUAGUGGCUAUUGAUAUGGUAUGAACAUUUUUGUGUAUAAGGCUCCAGAAUUCAGCUAAAUUAUAUAUUUAUUAUACUUCAUAUACAUUACUUAUACCAUGUGUAAACUGUAAAAUAAUGUCACUUAUAGAAACAACUAAGUAUAUGGUACAUAGAUAUAGUAAUAUUAAUUUACAUUGUAUGUAAUUGUUAUUAUUGUUAUUGCCUUACAAUAGACACAGUUUAAAUUUAUACUGGACUCAACAAGGUACAUGUAAACCAAACACCAAAGUGUGACAAUAUAUGAACCACUUGGGAAAUAAUACCAUGUGUAUCUCUAGUGAAUAUUACAGGCUACUAUAAAACUUGAAAUUAUUAUGUUCAUAUGAAAUAAAUGUAAAUAUUGCGGAAAAACAAAUGCAUUAAUGUCGGGACUAAUUUAUGUCAAUGUCUAACACAAUUUCUAAAUAAACACCCCAGUCAGUCAGAAUUGUCAAAUGUGGUUCAGUGGUUAGCUUUGUAACAAAAAGUAGCAUUUUGUCUUUGUUUUGACCCAUUGGUUAAUUCCAUUAUUUCAUGGUGCCAAAAGUUCAUGCACAGUAUAUGGAAACUGACUUGCACCAGUACAAAAUACUGUUAAAUUAUGUAUUGAUAUUGUUGUAGUUAUAUACAGGUAUGUAAUAAUUACUUUAAAUAUAAGAGUGCAUUCUAUAGUUACAAGUAUUAUGUUUUGAUAUUGUUGUAGUUAUAUACAGGGAUGUAAUAAUUACUUUAAAUAUGAGAGUGCAUUCUAUACAAGUUGAUCAUGUACUAUCUUACUUGUCAAAUAAUUUAUAAUAGAAAUUAUUUAACUAUAUAAUAAUUAUUAAUUAAAGGGGCAUUAUGUUAGAUUUAGAUAAAGAGCUGGCCAUUCUCACUGUAAUAUUUCAAAAUGAAUAGAUUGAAGAUUUCAUUCAAAUUACUUUAUUUUGAGCGAAGUUAUCAAUGGUGGUAGUUUUGACAAGAUGUAUGAAUUGAUCGUAAUCACCAUACUGGUCAUUCAUGUCUUAGCAUCGCUUCUCCAUUUUUGAAUUAAAUCAUUAAAUGGCCGAAUUGUUCUAAUCAACUUCAAAAUCUGAGCCAUCCGAUGGCAUCGAGAGUUUAUUACGGUAUUGUCAUGUUAAUAAAUAAUCUAUUAAUAAUUUAUAUAAUAUUUAAGACCCAAAGAAAGAAUUACCUCUUACAUAAGUCCUGUUUAACUGUUCAUUAUAUUAAUGAAUGGUGAAUAAAAAGUAUCAUAGAACUUUUGAUCACUAGUUAAUAACAAUUGAAUAUUUAUCAUUUGACUUGUAUACAGAUGACAGUAUUUAAUAGAGCCACAAAAAAGCUAAAGAAACAGUCAUUCAGCCAGAUGAUUGUGUCCUUUGAAAGAUGUCUGUAGUCUCAGUUUUCCAGUGUUAGUUUUUGUUAAGAGUAUAAUAUAUCUAGAUAUGGAAGGUUGUCUAUGUGUUCAAAAUGAGUUAGGGUAAUGGAUGAUUGUUAUAUAUUAUACUGUAGAUUACCUGAACUAACCAGUAGAAAAUAUAUAUAAGUAAGGAAUAUAUAAAUCAGUUAAUUAUAAAAUCUUAUGUGUAUAUAGAGCUAAAUAAUAUACCUCCGGGGUAGUGAAAUUCAGCAAUGAUUGUAAAUUUCUAAUCAUUAAGUGUUUUGUACAAAUGAAUAAAGGAAUGAGAUAUU